AUAUGCAUAUACGUGUAAAAUGUAGAUAGCUGUUUCUCGAGGUUAGAUGCUGUACUUCAGCCUACGUUAUGAAUGUUUAUCUAUUACAAUUUCAAUACCAGUAAGACAUUACUCUUAAGGUCUCGCGUGCGGUGUGAUGUUGACAUUAUUGUUUCUUGUUAUGGCGCUUCAAAUUCCAGAGCUUAACGCUCGAGACACAGACAUAACUUGUGAUCCAGAUGUCCCUUUCAGACCUCAGCCUGUAGUCCAUGUCCACGCAAUAGCCAUGCCCCAAAGCGACAUUCACAUGACUAUCUGCAAUGAGGGUGAGUACCUUGACUGGUACAAGUGCUCACCCUGUGAAGAAGGAACAUUCAGAACAAAACAGAUGGCCGCACUAGAUAGAUACUCUUGGUGUCAGAAGUGUCAGGAGCCAGGCAUGUACGAAAUAGUCAAAGAGCCAUGCACCAAGUCAAGAGACGCCAAAAUCAUGUGUGAGGAUGGAUUUUACCGGCUCGAAGUUCCCGAAAUGCCGUGCAAAUCUGAAUGCGUCAGAUGUGACAUCUGUGGUGUUGGAAUAAAUAUGUUUAGAAACUUCGAGGCACGUGAAUGUGGCGGCUAUACGAAUACCGUCUGCUGCGAACAUGAGGAUAUGGUUGUGAAAGAUGGACAGUGCGUCGCCAUAACAACAUCAACAAGGGAAAAGACAACAAUAACAACAAUAACAUCCUCCGUGACACACCAUAAGGAGGGCUUCCAAGCAGGUUUUGUUGGCCAGUCUGCAAUUCACAGGAUAUCAAACUGUUUGUGGAUUAUCUGUCUAGUCACCUUUGUACAGUGUAUAAAGAACUUUGGAAUUUAUUUUCAAGGGCGAAUAACUCUGUUUCCUGUACAUGAUGUACUGAAAGGAAGUGCUGAAUAGUUUUGUAUUUUAAAAAGUACAUGGCUACUACAGGGUAAAUUUUUUUGCACUUUUUUAGUGCUGAUCCACAACUGAUCUAUUUUUGUUAGAACUUAAAUACCUCUAGUCCAGUGUGACACAAUGAAAACUGAAAGGCUGUUACAAUUUUUGGUCAGCAUUUCAGGUGAUAGUUUGAUUAUGUAUAAUAUAUAUGAUGCACGUGUAUCGAUUGAAUCGAAGAUAUCGAUAGCUGAACGAUUGAUUUUAUUCACUUUUACGCCUGUAACAUUGUAUUGUGUAUAUACGACUUUUUUUUAUUUAUUUAUUUGUGUUUAUUUUGUAAUAAAAUGAGUACUUUUCUUUC
Molecule: messenger RNA, 1244 nt
Organism: Biomphalaria glabrata
Lineage: Eukaryota; Metazoa; Mollusca; Gastropoda; Planorbidae
Exons: 3
Coding region: 137-901 (254 amino acids)
Molecular function (GO): protein binding
Source: RefSeq, a predicted model, not a curated record